UACAGGAGGGCUCAGUCGGGAAAUCUAGCACUGAAAACUCCCGGUUUCAGCGAACUGGCUUUUCAGAAUUGCAGAUGAAAGUCGUGGGUCCAGGCCAGAGGCGCGCAGAAAACGUUGAGAGUGAAGGGGGAAUGAUCCGUAGGGUUUCGUGGAAGACUCUCGACGAGUGUGUGUGGCACGUCAUAUUUUUCUAAGUCGUCUGGUUUUGCCGUUAGUCCCUUGUAGACGAGCGUGCCCUUAACUAUGGCUUCAUGAUUGUGCUGGCAGUACAAAGCUACAUUAUUGUCCCAGAUGCAGUAGGGGACAGAGCUAAAGAACAUGAAGACCCAUAGGGCGAUCAGCAUUUUAGCACUCUUUGCCAUCUCAGCUGCAGUGAAGCCAUGGACACUAGAUCUGAGAUGCCGUAUACUCAUCACCGGUGCCGAGACCAACUGCUCAUCCCUGAAGUAUUACUACAAUACUAGAAAACGCAGUUGCGAAUCUACAUGUUUCGAAGGGGCUCCCUUUAGGUUGGCAUCAACAUGCAAGAAAAGCUGCAGAAGCAGGAAACAGCCACCUGUCCAGUCAUCUGUGCCUGGUAACAGCGGUCAUAUAGGCUCCCCGAACACAUUACAGCAGGAACCGUCGAAAUCGCCAGCUGUGCAAGCACCCCUCGUCACAAAGCCAAGCUGGAGUGCCGUGAAGAUAGCAGUGCCUCUGAAUCAUAGAUGGCCAGAACAUACAAAUAUGGAAGUAAUGCCAGAAAAUUAUCAACUUGGUGCUGAAGAAGAAUGGCCACCAAGCCAAAGGAAUGACGGAAUGGCUCUAUCCCGUCCGCACAGCGCCACACCGCACUGGUUGGAUACUGAAGCACGUUCACAGAGUCUACAUCUUGUUCCAUCGGAACAGUAUAACACCGCGAUAAAUACAGUAAAUCAGCAACACUGGUCGUCCAGCAGCCCAAAUAUUGCACUAGUACGGCCAUUUCCUCAGCGAAAGCCGCCGUUGAUUCCGGAGAGUUGGACUGCUGAAUCGCUGCCCCGCACGAACCAACACGUCUCUUAUAAUGCGCAUAUUGGAAACAAUAGACAUAUUCACCAGAAUCUGGAGCGGAUGCCGUGGAAGUCCCAUGGUCUUGAUAACGAUAUCAUGCCGGAAUUUCCACUUCGUUUGAACAACAAAAUAGUGCCCCGUGAGCAAAGCUGGCGGCGAAACUCGCAGCCGAACGAAGAGGUUGGAAGACUUAACCGACUGCAGGUAAAUGAACAGACAUGGGCACUAGGUGACACAAAUAACGGCAUGGUGCACUCGCCUGUUGAACAAACAAUGCCCGUGCAGUUGAAUGAUGACGCAGAAGAUUCUUUUCCAGAAGAGAUUCCUGUUUCGGAUUUCGCGAUUAGCUCGCCUGUUGGUGUUCAGGUGAUACCCCAGUUAUUGCAACGAGAUCAACGGGAUUUCCAGACAAGCCGAAAGCUAUGAUGGUGCGCGCCUUGAGAUGGGGGUGUCAGAAAACCCAAAAGAUGAGACGCGUUUUGCAGCUGCAAUGCAGGCAAGGGUCCCCCGUGGUUUGGAGGAUCAGAUUAAAUGAUUCCAAAACCAGCCACAUUGACACAAAGCAAUGGGUUAUGGGAAGGAACAAGCCAUGCGGGACAAUUGAAAACAUGAAACUUUGAUCACUGAGUGUCGCAGUUCUUGCAGAAAAUCAAAUGCCUCAGUGCAGUGCAUCAAGGAACUAGUGUCGCCAAAUCUACCGCAAGGCAUGCCCCACCAACAUAAUAAAGGAUUACCUAAAGGCACUCCAGCAUUCGAAAUCAUUCGGUACUCUAAUUGUGCACGCGAUUUCAAACUAUAACUAAGGCAGACGAGAACUGAAUACCUGUUGUGUAUUGAUACAUACAUACUGUGGGCGGCCGCACACUAAUGUGCAGCUGCGCACUAAGCGCAUUCAGUAAAGAUUAAUGUGUACUAAUGGGCAUUCAGAAGGCAGUACUGCGCGUUGAAUAAACAGGUGACAACCUUGCGCAAUACGAGAAGCCAAAGUCUGCUUCACUUGGUAAUUCACAGCGUCAAUUAACUAUAGAUUGCUUCACAGAAGCCUAACUCAGGACAUUUCGUCU
Rhipicephalus sanguineus (brown dog tick) is the source of this 2096-nucleotide messenger RNA. RefSeq lists its product as uncharacterized. The transcript has 4 exons. NCBI's taxonomy places the organism in Eukaryota, Metazoa, Arthropoda, Arachnida, Ixodida, Ixodidae. The record is from RefSeq and is a predicted model, not a curated record. Bases 319 to 1458 code for a protein of 379 amino acids.